This is a messenger RNA of Penicillium brevicompactum, 939 nucleotides long. Its product is annotated as ribonuclease P subunit p30 family protein. Bases 1 to 939 code for a protein of 312 amino acids. Gene Ontology annotation, cellular component: nucleolar ribonuclease P complex. Gene Ontology annotation, molecular function: RNA binding. NCBI's taxonomy places the organism in Eukaryota, Fungi, Ascomycota, Eurotiomycetes, Eurotiales, Aspergillaceae. The transcript has 2 exons. The record is from RefSeq and is a predicted model, not a curated record. Gene Ontology annotation, biological process: tRNA processing.
AUGUUCUUCGACCUGAAUGUCCCUUACAGCCCCGAUGACCCGGAGGUGCCCCACACACUGAACUUCCUUGCUGAAAUCGGUUACACCACCGUUGCGCUUUCUCAAACAGUGAAUGGCAAGCUUCCGGCGACCCUGAACCCGCCUCCACUUCCGACAAAUGCGCCGAAAUCCCUCCAACUGCUGACCCGGCUGAACCUGACCCUGGCCGAUCCCGCGCAGAACCAACGCUUAGCUGCCCUGAGUCAAGCUUAUGAUAUUGUCGCUCUUCGUCCCACAAACGAGAAACUGCUUCUGAAUGCGUGCACCAAUUUGGAAUGCGACGUGAUCUCCGUUGAUCUCUCGGUGCGACUCCCAUACCAUUUCAAAUUCAAGAUGCUGUCCGCGGCUAUUGCACGUGGAGUUCGGAUUGAGAUUUGCUAUGGGCCUGGAGUCACAGGGAGUGGUCUUGAUGCGCGGAGAAACCUCAUCGGGAAUGCGACUUCCCUGAUCCGCGCAACACGCGGCCGAGGCAUCAUCGUGUCCAGCGAAGCACGACGAGCGUUAGGCCUGCGAGCCCCAUGGGACGUGAUCAAUCUUGCUUGUGUUUGGGGCCUAUCACAAGAGCGCGGCAAGGAGGCAAUCUGUGAAGAGGCGAGAAAGGUGACCGCAUUGGCCAAGUUGAAGCGGACCAGUUGGCGAGGCAUCGUGGACGUUGUCCACGGCGGCGAGAAGCCCAAACCUGCGGAACCGACCCAGAAGGCAAAGGCUGCACCAAAAGUCUCGGCGCCGAGACCAGAGAAGCCCGCUCAAGACGAUAAUGCGGCAGACAACCUUAAGAGAAAAGCUUCCAUCAGCUCUGAGCCCGUUGCCGAGGACCCCGACAAGCCUCUUUCAAAAAGGGAAAUCAAAAGACGAGCCAAAAAGGCAAAGUUUGACGCCAAGGGGGAAAUUGCUACUUGA